AAGGGGGUUGACCAUAUGGCAGAGCGAUCCAGGUAUGGAACAGUAAAGAAGUAUGAUAUUAAACCAAAUGCUUAAGUGUGUAAAAAUACCAAACCUAUAUUCCCCUAAGGAAGAACAAAAUACCUGCCAAUCAGAUAAAGUAAAAAGUUGUUUCUAAGUUUCAGCCACUAUAGUGCUGAGGAGAAGCUGACUUUUAAUGCUGAGGUGUGGAAAAAACAUUCCUGUAUGGGUUGACGUCUUUCAUGUUUUACUCACAAUGGGAUGUUUUCACUACAGUUGACUGCAUCCAGCUGAAAGUGCCAGUCAUUCAGCAGUUGUACCACUGGGACUGUGGGCUAGCCUGCUCCAGGAUGGUGCUUCAGUACCUGAAUCAUUUGGACAAUGAUGAAUUUCAGAAAGCCAUCCAGGAGCUCCAGUUAACAAAGAGUAUCUGGACUAUUGACCUGGCCUACCUAAUGCGGCACUUUGGUGUCAAGCAUAAAUUUUGCACCCAGACGCUUGGAGUGGACAAGGGCUACAAAAAUCAGUCAUUUUACAGGAAGCACUUUGACACAGAAGAGAAUCGAGUGAAUCAGCUCUUUGCACAAGCCAAAGCCUGCAAGGUGCUGGUGGAGAAGUGCACAGUAACUGUUCAAGACAUCCAAAACCACCUGUCCCAAGGUCAUGUAGCCAUUGUCCUAGUGAAUGCGGUCCUGCUAUUGUGUGAUCUUUGCUCAAGUCCUGUCAAAUACUGCUGCUUCCUCCCCAUUGGACAGAAGUGCUUCUGCAGGAAUCCUGACUACCAGGGCCAUUUCAUUGUGUUAUGUGGCUACAACAAAGCCUCAGGGAGUAUUUACUAUAACAACCCUGCCUAUGCUGACCGAACAUGCUGCACCAGCAUCAGUAACUUUGAGGAAGCCAGGACAAGUUACGGCACUGAUGAAGAUAUUCUGUUCAUCUACACAGACAGCUGACACCCACACCUGAUACUUCUGGUCCUUUCCUGUGCAGCCUGCAUGGCAGCUGGCUGCUUGUCUCAGGACUCCCCCUGCAGAGACCGUGCUCCGGAAUUGCAGUGGGAUCUUAAACAAGGGAGGCUUUAUAGACAUUGAUAGGACUAUACUGCAAUGCUGUCUUUACCUUUUUUUUUUUUCCUGAUGACAUAUUUGAUUUUGCAAUGUAUGUCUCACUUUUUUUUCCCUUCCUGAUUUUCAACAUUGCACAUUUGACAGCAGUUUUAAAAUACAGGCCCAGGGCCUGUUCACUUUGAGCUUAUUUUCAAAUUAAACACAAGAGAAAAAAGCACCAAAUUAAUGAACUUUAACACUUGGUAAUACAUGCAUAGGUUUAGGUAAACAAAACCAGGAAAAAAAUAAUAGGAAAUACCUGUUUCUCUCUCUGUUAAAGCAUCUUCAUCCUAAAUCUAGGGAUUUGAGGUUCAGCAGGAUGUUAUCGAAGGAAAAAAUACUCACUUAAGCCACUUUUAAAUAACAAAAAUGCCUUGCUGGCUUACCAAUAGAAUCACAGAAUCAUCUAGGUUGGAAAAGACCUUGAAAAUCACCUAGUCCAACCAUUAAUCGCACGUUGACAGUUCUCAACUACACCAUAUCCUUAAGCACUAUGUCAACCCCAAUAGUGUCUUGCAGUGUAGGAAUGAAACAUUUACUCAAGGAAACUUCCCAAAUUCACCUUACACAGAUUUAGCAUUUAUGCCACUGCAUAAAAUUUUGAAUCAUAGUUAUUGGUAUUGUUCCUUUACUACAAACUCACUCUGGUUUGGCUAAAUCCUCUAGGAUGACCGCUCAGAGCUCUGUAUUGCCCCAAAAGUUUAAGUGAAGACAUUUUAUUUGUACCUAAAAGUCUCUUGCUUUUUGCAGAAACCUCUGAACUUCAUGCCACCUACUUGUGGCAGUUUCUGCAGAAUCCAUUCUAAAUAUAAACUUGUAAACUUAUUAAGCAAAUACAGAAAAUGAUCAUGCACAGUAAUGCUAUACAUUUUUGUGUAAAUUGUAAAUACCUAACAGCAUAUACUGAUUGUAACUAAAAUGCUGAAUCACAAUUUGACUCAAAUUUUGCUAUUGGCAUCAGUUCAGUGACCUUUUAAGAAGAGCUGAAAUCAAUUAAGAAAAGAGGGAAUACAAACAUCGCUUUGCUACAAGUAAAAAAGCAGGAACUCAGAUUUUCUGACUUGUAUACUACAGCUGUAUUUGGAUUAAGUUGGAAUUACUGUAUUCAGACAUUAUCAACUGAAAUUGUUAGCAGUCCCUUCAUAAUCCUUCUGUGUAUUACCUGGCUUUUAAUUACUUUGCUGAUGAGCACUGUAAAGGGUAGGAAAUAGCCACUCAGAUUCAGCCAUCACAGUUUUCUACAAGUCUUGAUCUCCAGUUCUGCCUAUGUUGAGGUGGGUAUAAAAAUCGAUGUUAAUAAUGAUGUAAAGCUAGCAAAAUUUUAUUUUGCACUUAAGACACCUUUGGCAUGGCUUUAGGAGAACUGUUAUCGAGUUCUAGAACUGUGUGAAAUAACAGCAAGAGGACAUUGUUAUUUAGUGGUGAAAAUAAUGGGAAUCACUUUCAGCAUGGUAAAAAAUUUUUCUAAGAGAAAACAUCAGUUGUCUUACUGAAAAGUAUCUGGAAAGUGUUCAGUAGGUAUGCAUAGUAGAAUCGAGUACUUCUUUGUGCAAAGGCUAAAAAUAGAAACAGACAUUUAAAAUUCAGUGUUCUGAACAAAGAACAAGGAAUUUUCAGUGUAUCAGGUUUUUUAAUCAUUGCUGAAGUUGGAAUUUGUUUUGGCAUUUAUACUUGCAUAACUAGUAAAAAUUUGGAUGUGAUUUCUGAGCCGCAGAACCAGAUCAGUGCCAGUAGCAGAAUCCCAGAAAAAAGGUACACAGAGAACGCCUUCCAACUCCUCUAAAGUCACCAGGUAGCUACCAAUCUAGGAAUUUUUGUUUCCAAGUCUAAAUUCACAAUGUUUAAUUUAGAGAGAUUAUACUAGCUAUGUUAAUUAGUAACAAGUAUGUAAACUACAGAUUGAUAGAGUACUUCCUUAACCCGUGCAUUUUCAGGUAGGUAGUGCAUUCAAUACCAUUAAACUGCCACAGGAUUUAUUUUAGAGCAGGCUUGGCUAGGUAAAUAAAAAUAAUUCUUUCAAAAGAUUUGUAAUUGCCAUUUAGCCUCUUACAGGUUCAGUUACCAAAUGCGAAUCUUGAGCUUAUACAUAAACCAUGAAUUUAAGGGCAUGCUAAAUGUUCUGAAGUGCACAGAUAGGUGUUACAACGUUGACUGUUAAACAUUGGUACCCAGGGUUUAAAUACUUUAACAAAACUGAAAAAAAAUGAUUAAGCUAAUAGAGACAAAAGGGGAGUUCCACCAUUGCAACAGGAUCUCUUAUAGCUGUCAAAUGGAAGAUAGUUAUGAGAGGUGAAAACACAAGAAGCAGAAGCCAAGUGAAAAGACAGAGUAUUUAUAUGACACAAAAUUCAGAUUAAAAGCAGGUCAUUGCACAAGCAUUCAGAACAUCUGCAUAUUCUGAAACUUUGUUUCCCAUUACAAGAUUGUCUAUAAAAAUACUCGUUAUGAAAAUGUUUUGUCACUUUGUUUCCUUUAUGAUGUCAAUAGCAAAAGAAGGGGUAUUUUACAUGCAGGGAUUUUAUACAUAAAUAUAUUUUUAUUUGUAAUUAAGCCAUUCUCAAUAAAGGUUUAAAGUCACAGAUAACCCUGUAA
Molecule: messenger RNA, 3698 nt
Organism: Athene cunicularia (burrowing owl)
Lineage: Eukaryota; Metazoa; Chordata; Aves; Strigiformes; Strigidae
Gene: GUCD1
Product: guanylyl cyclase domain containing 1
Exons: 5
Coding region: 243-953 (236 amino acids)
Source: RefSeq, a predicted model, not a curated record